Messenger RNA from Erigeron canadensis, 1514 nucleotides. RefSeq names its product F-box protein At5g07610-like. Bases 96 to 977 code for a protein of 293 amino acids. The record is from RefSeq and is a predicted model, not a curated record. Gene Ontology annotation, molecular function: protein binding. NCBI's taxonomy places the organism in Eukaryota, Viridiplantae, Streptophyta, Magnoliopsida, Asterales, Asteraceae. The transcript has 5 exons.
GUAAAUACACACACUCUCCGAAUAACACGCCCACCCCUCCAUCAUCUCCUCCAAAUCCAUCAGCCCUAAAAAACAAUUGAACAAAAUAUAUUCUCAUGGACAACAGAAUAUCAUCUAACAAAAGGGUGAUGACAGAUGAUGACCGGAACAACAACCGAUCAUCAUCCGUACACCAAGUCGUGUUCAACGACGACCUUCUGAUCGAAAUCUUACUCCGAUUGCCAGUUAUCUCACUCUUAUUCUUUAAAUCCGUAUCCAAACGCUGGUUGUCUCUCAUCACCUCACCCGCUUUCCAAAUGUCCAUUCCCCACGUGGCUUCAUUCACCAGGAAAAAAAAUAUAACCAUCCAUAUGAAACUAAACAACAUUCACUUUUGGGUGUUUUGGACUAAUCCUCCUGACAGGUUUUACGUAUACAAUCCAUCCAUAAAUAUGUUUAAGAUGCUCCCACAAGUAGAUGGUGUGGAAUUGGACAAGCAUUCUGACCGUAUGAGAUUGGCUUUUGAUCCUAUAAAAUCGCCUCACUACAAAGUACCACGUGCUCGAGUGAUAGCUCCUGGUGGCAUUCAACGAGGACACUCCAUUCAAACAUGGAUUUACUCUUCAGAAGCAGAGUUGUUCGAGUCUCGUGGUUGCUUGUUACUUGCUUGUGCAAGCAAUCGUCAUCCCGAACGCUUGAACAUUUAUGAGAUGAGGAGAGGGUAUUCUUGGUCAGUUAGACACACUAUUAAAUACAAUAAAGCUGGUAUAGCCUCCUUUUUUGAAGCCCCGAAGAUGUUUGUCACGGCGUUUCGUUUCAAGGUUCUGUUUAUUGUGCUGGGUGAAAGAGAAGAGGAAUCAUUCGUUGUGUUGGACCUAUAUGAAAAGGUUGUAAAAUACAAUAUUUUGUCGAACACUCUCCAGGAGCUUUGCGAUAUUAACCUAAAUUUGACUAACUUUGGCACCUUUCCAUUCAUUACAUCUUUUGCUGGUGUGUAAUGCUACUUUAUGUUUUCGGGGAAUUGCCGUAUGGGAUGACCGGGUGACAGGUGAUAAACAUCAGUUUUCCUGGUUUUUAGUCGUGAUCAAAGGAAAGGAAAGGGUGUAUCGAAAGAAGAUAUUAUGGGUGCCAUGAUGGUAUAUAAGGAUACACCAGAUUUUGCGUCAGGUACACAGAAAAAAGGUUACAGGGGGAGUUAUCAGAUGGAAUAAUGUUUCCGGUCCUGAGAAAAUAGAUGCAAUCAAGUACAUUGCGUUGCUUGAAGCAGAAGUUGAGGAACUUAAUCGUCAUGUAGAAAGAAUAUCUGCCAAUGGAUCAAAUGAAUUGUUGAACUAUCUCAAGUCUCUUGAGCCCCAAAAUCUGAAGGUUAGUAGUUAAUAAAUGUCCUAGUUUCCCAUCCACCAAGUAGAAUGGCUUCAGAUUAAUUUAUGAUUGAGAAAGUUGUGUCAGUACUUUGACUUGUUUUAUAUUCUCCUUUCCAAAUUCAACUAUUGUAAUUUUCAUCUUGCAACUAUUAUAUCAUCAAGAUAAAUUAU